AUGGUAAGUGCUGGUGCUUAUGGCACUCUGGACUUUCUAAAAAUGGUAAGUGCUGCUGCUUAUGGCACUCUGGACUUUCUAAAAAUGGUAAGUACUGCUGCUUAUGGCACUCUGGACUUUCUAAAAAUGGCAAGUGCUGCUUCUUAUGGCACUCUGGACUUUCUAAAAAUGGUAAGUGCUGCUGCUUAUGGCACUCUGGACUUUCUAAAAAUGGUAAGUGCUGCUGCUUACGGCACUCUGGACUUUCUAAAAAUGGUAAGUGCUGCUGCUUAUGGCACUCUGGACUUUCUAAAAAUGGUGCUGGUGGGGGCGCUGGUGGGGGCAUGGAGCCCGACAGGCAACGCUGUGGCGCAGCAAGCAUUCCGCGUGCUGGUGGGGGCGCUGGUGGGGGCAUGGAGUCCGACAGGCAACGCUCCCUUCACGGAGCGAGGCCUGCAGGUGGUGGAAGCAGUGAGCGCAGGCGCAGAGGUGGUGCUGUUUGCAUGUGCACUGGCCAUGGCCAUCGAUUGGGACAUGUCCUCAAACUUCGCCACCAUUCUCUUCCCUUUCCACCCUCCCCUCCGCUCCACACCCUCCCCAACAGCCCUUCACGGAGCGAGGCCUGCAGGUGGUGGAAGCAGUGAGCUCGGGAGCAGAGGUGGUGCUCCCUUCACGGAGCGAGGCCUGCAGGUGGUGGAAGCAGUGAGCUCGGGAGCAGAGGUGGUGCUGUUUGCAUGUGCACUGGCCAUGGCCAUCGAUUGGGACAUGUCUUCCAACUUCGCUGGCACUCUCGGGCUCGUCAUGGCGCUGGCUGUCGGCCUGGCCUUCAUCGGCCAACUAUUCAACCAGUGA
Messenger RNA from Closterium sp. Naga37s-1, 831 nucleotides. The record is from the annotation of a GenBank genome assembly. NCBI's taxonomy places the organism in Eukaryota, Viridiplantae, Streptophyta, Zygnematophyceae, Desmidiales, Closteriaceae.